This is a messenger RNA of Symsagittifera roscoffensis, 4124 nucleotides long. RefSeq names its product ubiquitin carboxyl-terminal hydrolase 16-like. NCBI's taxonomy places the organism in Eukaryota, Metazoa, Xenacoelomorpha, Acoela, Convolutidae. Gene Ontology annotation, biological process: protein deubiquitination. The record is from RefSeq and is a predicted model, not a curated record. The coding region runs from base 284 to 3976 and encodes 1230 amino acids. The transcript has 9 exons. Gene Ontology annotation, molecular function: cysteine-type deubiquitinase activity.
UAUCUUCUCUUUCAGCUUUGGAAUUCGUAUUGAACUUGAUUGAACUAAAAACGUGGUAACCAAGAUCAAAACAAUAAAUAUGAAACUUCAUUCAUAAUUCAAUAGUUCCGUGCUUCCUUUCUUCUGUUACAAUUUUUCUACUUUUAUUUCGGUGACCGCAUAAUUUUUGUAGAUUUGGAAGCGUUAUCGUAUUCUUCUUAGUCACUAUUUGUAUAUUAAUGAGAUAUUGAAUUUUCCAUAGUUACCAAACGAGCAAAGUAUUAACUUGCGGUUGUGGAUUUAGAUGGCGGCUUUUGACUUUUCGUACCUAAUGCGCUUUUCGACUAGAUGUGCUUCAAUCGAAGUCGGAUGUUCGUAUAAUGUGUCGAAUGGUAGACUCAACAUGACGCAUAAAAAGAAAAAGGCCCCGAACAACCACGGCUCACACAAGAACAAAAAUAGCAACAACAAACAAGCAAACAACCGAUCACAACAAAACAAUAACAACAACAACAGUAGCAAUAAAAACGAGGACGAAUCUUCUACAAACCAGGAUUCGUCUCAACUGUGUGAACAUUACGACAGAGCAAUCAACUCUACCUGUUUUCGGAGGGCAAUAAAUCAACUGCAGUCUGUGCAGUGUUGUCGAAAAAGUCCCGCCCAUUCACGAGUGAACAAAAAGAACUCGGGUGGGGGCAACGGGAGUGGUCUGACUGCGUGUCGAAAUGAGACGAGGUUGGGCAAUGAACUUUUCGCUUGUACUCAGUGUGGAACUGUAGUCUGUCUCAGUUUGACCCCGGAAAAAGGCAAAAGUGAAAAGGUCAAAGGUGACUUCAAAAAGGACAUCGAAGAGAACACUGAAAAAUUUAUUGAAGAACCGACACUAUCUAAAAAAGAGGGAGAAUAUUUAGAAAAAGGAGAAAUUGACGAAAUUUUGAACGAAAAAGAAAAGAAGGAAGAAUUAAAAGCGGAUAAAGUAAUCGAAAAAGAGGAAACACCACAAGGAGUUUCGCACGCACACGAGCAUUUCGCGACCCCUCGUUCCGAUUGUCACGCGUUAUAUCUGCGACUUAGAGGCGACCUACUCUACUGUAUUGUGUGCGAGAAGAGCCUCUCAGUACAGGGAUCAAAAAUAAUGUUGUUAAUGUCACUCGUGAAAAAAGCGAAAGGCUGCUGGUCUGUCGAUGUUAAGAACUCCUUCGAGAACGACGAUACAUACUCCAAGCAGAAUCAGAGUGAAACUGCUGGCGGCGGCAAGAAAAACAAAAGCAGCAAUGGUCAAAGUGGUCCUCAGAGCAAUAACAAAGGUCCGAAGGGAGGAGGUGGAGGCGCUGGGAAAGAAUUGAGUCUAAGAAGGGAGGUGCGAGGUUUCUCCAAUUUGGGCAACACCUGUUUCUUCAACUCUGUUGUGCAAAAUAUAAUGCACACAACGUGGCUCAGGCAGGUUAUGGUUCAGUUGGCAGAAACCAGGAGUAUACGUCUGGACGGCGAAGGAGACACCCCUCUCCAGUUUGAAUCACUCGGAAGCAUGAGCGAAGCCCUGGCUCAACUUUACACUUCCUACUUCAACGAACAGUCCUCGUCGUCAGGACUCCCUCAGACUCUGUCGCCCAAGUCCCUUUUCCAUAGUCUAUGCCAAUUCUGUCCCAUGUUUAAGAGCAGGGAACAACAAGACUCGCAGGAGAUGUUUUCCUCUUUGGUUAAUGCUCUUUUCGAAGAAGACGAGAAAAGAGUCAAAGAUGCAAUUAUGCAGCGACAUGGAAUCGAGGAAGAUUCCAAUAAAGAGAAAGAAACAGCGGAAGGAAAAAUAAAAAAGAAAGGAGUUGACGGAGAAACGAGAGCUGCUAUCAAGCGAGAGUGGAAACAAGCCCAAGCAUUGAACCCUGUGAGUGCUGUAUUCGGAGGCAUGUUAACUAAAUACAUCAAGUGCAACCACUGUUGCAACAUCAAUACCAAAUCAGAACCUUUUAUCUCCUUAUCAUUGUCCCUAAACACGACCAACUCAGACGCCAAUGGAUCCUCUGGCCACUCAAUCACAUCUUCAUCAGGGAAAACGAGAAAACCGAACUCGAACAGUGUGUCCAAAAAUGAGAAAGAUGAAGAUAGCACUUCUAUUGCAUCAUCAGGAGCCGCUUCAACCAGAAGAAGAAAAGCCCUAUCUGAGAACAAACCGGCUCCCGAAGUAGACUUGCCGCCACUGAUGCCGACAGAAAAGAAAACGACACGGAAUGAUUGCCUCCAGAAAUCCCCGGCUAUGUCCGAUGUUGCAGGCGUGAAAAUUGCAACAAGGGUGAAAAACAACUGCUCCUCAUCAGAAGAAGACGAUGACCCCGACCUGAUAAUGCCAGAUGACAUAUUCGGCUUAGAAGAUCAAUCCACCGCCAAUGAUACCACAACCAGCGAGGUAUUUCUACCUGAAACCCCGCCGAACCCCAAAACUGAUCAUUCUCAGAAUCCGAGCGAAAUUAGGCUUAAGGAAUCUUGCAGCGCAGAGGAGCAGUUAGUGAUACAAAUAGAUAACUUGAGUUUCAAUGAACCAGAUAACAAAGUCGAUGACAGCGAAUCAUCUGGAUUAACAAGUCCCCAAGAUUCUCCGGAAUUUGGUGAACGAACAAGCGGUAGUGGUAAUGAAUGUAAUAGUAAAGAAGUAGAGAAAAGUGAAAGUGACUUGGGAACCGGAUCGGAGAAAGAGUCUUCGCGGAGCAGAGGUUCGAAUGCAAGCAAGCAAGCUACUUUAUGCAGCGUCGACAGCGCCUAUGCGUCACAGACAUCGCUGACAGGUGUCGGAGGCGGCAAUGCGUGCUCGGACGCGGCUAGUGCUAGUAAUGCAGAGAGUGUGUCUAGCUGUGACGUUGAGAGGGACACUGCGGGAUCGUCGGCGUCAAUGCAAAGAGUAAUUGUAUCUCGCGAGGAGUCGUUUGGUGAUGAUAUUAAUAUUGAAAAAGACGAUGAAGAGGAAGAUACAAAAGUGGAUGAUGCUACUGAGUGUGGAAGUAGCAGUGAGAAUCUGUGUCUAGGUGGACUGUUUGAUGAGGAAGAAGACCAAACUUUGAUUGGUGGUACAAAAAAUGAGGUGGUGAAAAAUCACGAUGAAAAGCAGGAAACUGAGAUUACUGAAGAUUGUGAGGCUCUGUUCACUGCUCAAUGCUUGGAAACCAAUCUGGAGUCGAGACGCCCUCUACCAACUGGAGGUUCAGGAGAAUGCGGAGCCUCCUCGAACCCUCUCUCGGACCCCAUUGAGGCACUGUAUAUGUCCACGUUGAGUGACGGAGUUUAUGUCCCCAAGGAACCCAAUGAACUAUCAAUCAUGUCUCUACUGAAGAGUUUCACGAACCUCGAGUACCUCACAGGUUGUAACAAGAUCAAGUGCGACAAAUGUUCCGUGCACGAUAAUCGGAACCUCUCGGAUGCGUGUGUGUGGUAUAGAGUGACCAGCUGUCCUUCAGUACUGGUACUUCACAUCAAACGCUUUGCCCAGUUUGGACUUCGCUUCCGCAAACUGAAUACGUUCGUAACAAUACAACCAGUGCUGGACAUGGCCCCUUUCUGCAGUCCAGAUUGCCCAACUGAAUCCAGAUCUUCGCCCAAAGGGGGAACGGGAGGAGGGGGAAGUAGAAUCUUGUACAGAUUGUACGGAGUGGUGGAACACGUUGGCAGUCUUCAUUCAGGUCACUACACGGCCUACGUGUGCCAGCGUGGAGACCAGUCGCAAAACAACACGAAUCAGACCCCGGCUACAGACAUCGUCAGUACUCUGCUGGACAGACUGACACCCAAACAGAUGAGCCGGAUGAGAGACGGAGGGGAGUUGAAGGGCACUGCUGUGAAAGAAGAGGGGGAGGGAGAUGAACAGGCAGAAGUGGAGAGUGAUCAGAGGGAAUCGUGCCUGAACAGUGUGUGGUUCCAUGUCAGCGACACACAGGUGCGACAGGUACCCUUCAGCAAAGUGCUUUCCUCAUCGCCCUACAUGCUAUUCUACGAGAAGAUUCUCACAUAGCAGAAACAGAUUAUAAAUGCUAAAGAAAAGUGAAAGCAAAGUAGAGUACCACACCGUUUGAUUUAUUCUUAAUUGACCUAUCAGCCAACAACCUCUUCUCAGUCCUACAUGUUCUCAAAUGUGAAUCUAAUUUAUAUAUAAUCCCUGA